Messenger RNA from Xenia sp. Carnegie-2017, 3991 nucleotides. RefSeq lists its product as uncharacterized. Gene Ontology annotation, cellular component: membrane. Gene Ontology annotation, biological process: proteolysis. Bases 165 to 3653 code for a protein of 1162 amino acids. The record is from RefSeq and is a predicted model, not a curated record. The transcript is spliced from 16 exons. NCBI's taxonomy places the organism in Eukaryota, Metazoa, Cnidaria, Anthozoa, Malacalcyonacea, Xeniidae. Gene Ontology annotation, molecular function: serine-type endopeptidase activity; calcium ion binding.
CAACGAUAUUGGCAAUGAAGAAAAGCAAAUUUUCUGAAUAAACAUACAAGAACAAUCGAAGCGUUGCAAAUUAAUGCUUAGAUAGAAUGUGAAACAAUUUCAAAUACGUAAUUGUCUGGGAAACACCGUCGACAAAAGCAUUGAGGAAAGGAUAUACCAGAAAAAUGUUCUUCUUUUAUGGUCUAAGUGCAUCGAGAAGACGUAAAAAUAACUAUUUGUCCUUGUUAGUUAUGAUCUACUGGUUAGUAGGGAAAUUUGGCGAAGGAAAUACAUAUUUACAAGAAUGCAUUUUUGGUUUCUACUGCGAUGGUGAAGACGAUCCGUUACUACGAUCUAGUUGCCAGGCAGGAUACUGCCAAUGCUCAGGAAGAUUCGCUCAAAGAAACUGCUUACCAAAGAUGUCGAGCUGUGUUAUGGAGCACGGUCCGACGACGACAAACCAUCCAGUUAGCGUUUGUACAGAGAUCUCUUCGACACAGAUAUGUAGUCAGGACUUUAUAACUUAUCAUUGUCAUAGUAACAAAAGCUCUCCGUACGAGGUUCACGUUCUGGGAACGUAUCAAGCAACGUCACCCUGUUGUGAUAUACCUGGGAUCUCAAGGAUAACAGUUGUUAAACAAGGACAUUUGACAAAUAAAGUAGUCCUUGUGCUUGCAUCCGCAUGUCCUGUGACCUGGUAUUUAAACAUGAAAAAUGAUGUUGAGAUAAAUCAAGUUGUACUGGUUCAGAAGACAGAAUCACUUGCGUCUGUAAUUUGGCCGAAGGGUAAUGUCAAACAAAUAAUUAAAGUGUCGAACAUUUCUGUACAACAAAACAGUUUAUACGGUAAAGGAAGUGAUACAAUUAAAUUACUUCAGUAUGUUGAAAACGUUUAUGGUUCUCUUACCUCAUUCACUGGAAAAUUCGAAGUGAAGCAAUGGAGAAUAAAUAUUGGCGAGCAAGGAGCUGUGGAUCCUUCGACAAGUACGCAAUCUUAUCCUUCAACAUCCCAUUUUAUAUCCUCCAGUCGUACACAAAUAUCGUCAAGUAUCCACUUUGAACCAACGAAGUCAUCUCCAAUGGAACAACUUAUACUUCCAAGCAAUCUUUUGAUGUUUCAUGCUUUUGGUACACUGGAGUUUAAACAUAUCUCCGCACUAAAAUACUCUGUCAGCGGAAGCCUAGAGAUUCGUUCACCCUUGAUCACGGUCAAUACCCCUUCGCCAACAAAGAUGCUUGAUAAAAUAACAUCAGCCGGGAUAGAAUCCUCAAUUUUCCCAACACCAACAUCAUCAUUUUUGGUAACAAAAUCAUCUGCAAUCCGUCCACCACCAUCAUCUUGUAAAGAUAAACGGUGCUCCCAGAAUGCUUUGUGCAACGAUACAUCCAUAGGUUUUUCAUGUGUUUGCAAAGCUGGGUUUACAGGAAACGGCUUUCAGUGCGACGAUAUUGACGAAUGUUACUCCUCGCAACCGUGUCCAACCAACAGUCGAUGCGAUAACAUACCAGGAUCUUACAAUUGCACAUGUCUGCAGCCUGGAAAUUGUCGAGCAACUCGUAUACUUGGCUUCGAUGAUCACAAAGGCCUGGUGAGCGUUCUUUACGACGGAGAGUGGGGGACCAUUUGUAGCAUUGGUUGGGGUUUUGCGGACACUCAGGUGGCAUGUCGUGAUGCAGGCUAUCCGUAUGCUGCAGGCUAUACGAGCGCGUUUGGUUUUGGAAAAAUCUGGCUUGCAAACGUACAAUGCCAGGGUAAUGAAAGUAAACUAGCUAACUGCGCACAUCCAGGAUGGGGAAAUGUCGAUCAAAUCUGUACACACGAUCUAGAUGUUGGAGUUGAAUGCGUUCCCACAACAAUUCGUCUAGCUGGUUCAGACAAGCCUGACGAAGGAAGAAUCGAGAUCUACUACAGUAACGAAUGGGGGACAAUAUGUGACAAAGGAUGGGACAAAGAUGACGCCGACAUAGCAUGUAGAGAGAUGGGAUUCGAAGGUGCAUUGAGAGCACUUAGGGGUAACGAGGUUGUUGAUGGAACUGGACGCAUUUGGUUGGAAAGGAUAAGAUGUACCGGAGUUAUUGAGAGAUUUCUGAAACAAUGCAACAAUAACGGCUGGAGCAAUGUCACGUGUAACCACUCACGUGAUGCAGGAGUUAAAUGUCGACCUAAGGUUUCUUGUGACUUUGAACUGAAUACUUGCAGCUGGCGAAAUGAAAAGAAAGAAGAUAAUUUUGACUGGCAGCUGAAUCGUGCGGAAACGCCGACACUUAACACUGGUCCAAGUGUUGAUCACACUAAAAAAACAAAAAGUGGAGUGUAUGUGUACAUUGAAACGACAAGACAACGUCCAGGAGAUAAAGCAUGGCUAGUGUCACCAGUACUUGAACCAAAAGGCAAUUAUUGUUUAAAGUUCUACUACUACAUGGUAGGAAGUGAUGUUCGCCAGCUGAACGUGUUCAUUAGGGAAACUGGAAGGAAUUACACGACAAGACUAUGGAACUUGGCGGGUGCGAGGAAAGUACAGUGGCUGGAAGGUCGUGUACCUUUACGUUUUAACAGAUCAAGCGAGGUUGUGUUUGAAGCUGUGAGUGGUAACGAUCAGAAGAGCGAUAUAGCUAUUGAUGACAUUUUACUGGACCAAUCAAAUUGCACAAUCUAUCCAAGUGAUGCAGUUCCAGUUGCCGAUGAAUGCGAGAGUGACCCCUGUGAUGUAAAUGCAAAAUGUGUAAAUAUCAUUGGUUCGUAUCGCUGCAAUUGCAACAAAGGUUAUACAGGAAAUGGAACAUUUUGUACAGACUUCAAUGAAUGCAUUACAAAUCCAUGUCACAUAAACGCAACAUGCAACAACACAAUCGGUGGCUUCACAUGCAAAUGCAAUCCAAACACAGACGGUAUUUGCGAUGAUGCAUACAGACCAUGUGGUCUUCGCAACAUCUUUAAUCAGCUUGAUCGACGCAUCAUCGGAGGAACUUCGGCAGCAAAAGGCUCUUGGCCGUGGGUGGCAGCGAUAUUAAAUUCGGAUAGACCCGGUACAGUCUGGUGUGGAGGAGCAUUAAUCAAUAACGAAUGGGUAUUGACCGCUGCUCAUUGUUUUGAUGGAAGUCGGGACACGAGAAAAUAUACCGUCAUUUUAGGUGAACACGAUGUAUUGAACUUGGAAUCUGAAGAACAACGAUUUAGUAUCAACCAAAUUUCGAUCAUACCACAAUACAACAAAAGGCAAAAACCUUUCGACAUUGCUAUGAUACGUUUACAUAUGCCCGCAAACUAUACAACACAUGUUCUACCUAUCUGCAUAGCGCGUACUGCAUUUCCCGUUGGUACUCAAUGCGUCAUUGCAGGCUGGGGUACCCGGACAUUUAGUGCAAAAGAUUACCCGCAGUUUCUACAGGAGGCCAUGGUGCCGAUAAUUGAUAGAAACUUAUGUAAAACUUACUAUAGUAACCUUCAUGAUAUAAGCUUUGACAUGGUGUGUGCUGGGUACAUCACGGGAACUAUAGAUGCAUGUCAAGGUGACAGUGGAGGACCUUUAAUGUGCAAAAGGGGAAACAAAUGGUAUUUGGCAGGAUUAACAAGCUUUGGUUAUCAGUGCGCUUCACAAGGCUAUCCAGGAGUCUACGCCAACGUAGCGGCAUUACAUACAUGGGUAGAGUCUCAACUUCAAAUUAACCAAUAAUAAGGCCACCCAGACAGGGGUAGCGAAGGGGAAACUCGUCCCAGGGCCCCACCAACUGGGACCCCAAAAACAAGAUAAGGCACUUCUAUAAAAAUAAACGGGUUGCUCAUGAGAACUUUACCCCUGGUCACAAAUAUUAUAUUGUAGAAUCUACCAAUAAUACAACAAAUCUUAUAGUAUAAAAUAUUAUGGUAUAGUCAUGUUAUUUUAAUUGUUAGUUAUUAUAGAUUAUGUAAUACUUCAAUUAUUUUUAAAAUAUAAUUAUCCAACGCGUAUAAUUAUUAGGAAAUAAAUUUAUGGAUUGCCGAGUAUUAAAAUAAAAUAUAUAUUUACAUCAA